CUCCAUCCUCCGCCUAUGAAGAAGGCCAAGUCUCAGGCAGUGGCGUGCUCUCCUCUCGACCCUAACAAGAACGGUCUUCAUCGCCACCAUACCCAAGUCGAAAACGACGUAGUAUUUGACCCUUCAGCAGCCAUGGCUAUCGACGAUGACGUCAGGCCUGACGAACCCCGUGCUCCCGCUGCCGCCAAUUUGUCCCGCAAGAAGGCUACGGCUGCCCCACCUCAGCCCGCGAAAAAGCUCGUCAUCAAGCUUCUUAAAGCUAAACCAACACUGCCUACUAAUUUUGAGGAGGAUACAUGGGCAAAGCUGAAGUCAGCUAUUACUGCUAUAUUUUUGAAGCAACCAGAUUCAUGUGACUUGGAGAAACUUUAUCAGGCUGUCAAUGAUCUUUGCCUGCACAAGAUGGGAGGAAGCCUUUAUCAACGAAUUGAAAAAGAGUGUGAAGCACAUAUAUCUUCUGCACUAAAAUCUCUGGUUGGGCAAAGCCCAGAUCUGGGGGUUUUCUUAGCACUUGUUGAGAAAUGCUGGCAAGACCUUUGUGAUCAGAUGUUGAUGAUUCGUGGUAUAGCCUUGUAUCUAGAUAGAACAUAUGUAAAACAAACCCCAAAUGUUCGUUCAUUGUGGGACAUGGGCUUGCAGCUUUUCCGGAAAUAUCUUUCAUUGUCUGCUGAGGUUGAGCAUAAAACUGUUACCGGCCUUUUAAGAAUGAUUGAGAGGGAGAGAUCUGGUGAAGCAGUUGAAAGGACUCUCCUUAACCAUCUUUUAAAGAUGUUUACUGCCUUAGGAAUUUACUUGGAAAGCUUUGAGAAGCCUUUCCUUGAGUGCACAUCUGAAUUUUAUGCUGCUGAAGGGAUGAAAUUCAUGCAGCAAUAUGAUGUUCCAGAUUACCUGAAGCAUGUUGAGAUUAGAUUGCAUGAAGAACAUGAAAGAUGCUUACUCUACCUGGAUGCAAGUACAAGAAAGCCACUAAUAGCAACAGCAGAAAAACAACUUCUUGAACGCCAUAUACCUGCCAUUCUUGAUAAGGGGUUUACAACGCUUAUGGAUGGGCAUCGUAUUGAGGACCUUCAGCGGAUGUAUUCACUAUUUUCCAGGGUCAAUGCCCUUGAAUCACUGAAGCAUGCUCUCAGCUCAUACAUUCGGAAAACUGGACAGGGCAUUGUCAUGGAUGAUGAGAAAGAUAAGGAUAUGGUUCCUUCCUUGUUAGAGUUUAAGGCUUCUCUUGACACAAUAUGGGAAGAAAGCUUUUCAAAGAAUGAAGCAUUUUCCAACACUAUUAAGGAUGCUUUUGAGUAUCUAAUAAAUCUACGUCAGGUUAGCAUCUUUAAAUCUAUGAUCUCUAAGUUGAAGACUGAGUGUGGCAGCCAGUUUACAAACAAACUUGAAGGAAUGUUCAAGGAUAUUGAAUUAUCAAAGGAGAUAAAUGAAUCAUUCAAGCAAUCAUCCCAGGCUCGGACAAAACUUCCAUCAGGAAUUGAGAUGAGUGUCCAUGUCUUAACAACAGGGUACUGGCCCACAUAUCCACCCAUGGAUGUUAGGCUUCCACGUGAACUUAAUGUUUAUCAGGACAUAUUUAAGGAGUUCUACUUAAGCAAGUACAGUGGGAGACGGUUGAUGUGGCAAAAUUCUUUAGGUCAUUGUGUGUUGAAAGCAGAUUUUCCUAACGGUAAAAAGGAGCUGGCAGUUUCCCUGUUUCAGACUGUUGUUCUGAUGUUGUUCAACGAUGCUCAAAACCUUAGCUUUCAAGACAUCAAGGACUCUACUGGCAUAGAGGAUAAGGAACUUAGGAGGACUUUGCAGUCACUUGCCUGUGGAAAAGUGCGAGUUCUGCAGAAGUUGCCCAAGGGGAGAGAUGUAGAGGAUGAUGAUUCAUUCAUUUUCAAUGAAUUAUUUAGUGCUCCUCUCUAUCGAAUCAAGGUGAAUGCAAUCCAAAUGAAAGAAACAGUGGAAGAGAACACUAGCACCACUGAAAGAGUAUUUCAAGACCGUCAAUAUCAGGUCGAUGCAGCUAUUGUUCGAAUAAUGAAAACAAGGAAAAUCUUGAGUCACACUCUUCUAAUAACCGAGCUCUUCCAACAGCUCAAGUUUCCUAUAAAACCAGCUGAUCUGAAGAAAAGGAUCGAGAGCCUGAUUGACAGGGAGUACCUGGAGAGGGACAGGAACAACCCACAGAUAUACAAUUACCUGGCAUAGUUUUCAUUUUUUUUUUCCACACUAGAUCUGCUUGGGAAAGUGACACGGGAAACCCUAGUCAUUAUCGAAGAGGCAGGAUGUUGAAAUCCUUUGUCAGAUGAAUGUACAGUAGCCUGUAAUCUUUUUUUUUUUUAAAUACCUUUGUUUCAGUCAACAUUGUAAUUACAAAGGUAUAUCUUUAGCUUCUCUGUUUUUUGAUGGCAUAUCUUAUCGUGUUAUGAAUUUGAGCUACUUUGAAAUCUACGAAUUGACUCUCUUCUGAGAUAUCAUGCAUUGUU
Molecule: messenger RNA, 2471 nt
Organism: Rubroshorea leprosula
Lineage: Eukaryota; Viridiplantae; Streptophyta; Magnoliopsida; Malvales; Dipterocarpaceae
Source: the annotation of a GenBank genome assembly